AGGGGCAUUAUACAAAGAUUUUAGUAGCUAGCAGUGAGAUAAGUGUCAAAUGAAACUCAUGACAAGAAAAAAACAAGAGCACCAGCCUUAUUAUAACAAAUAAAAUAGAUAGGGCCAACCGGCCAAGAGAAAGAUUCCUUUCAUUAAAUUCCAAAAAAUGAAAAAAAAAAAAAAAAAAAAAUACAAGCUGAUGCUGAUAGCCUCAUUGCCAACGAUAAUAACUAAUGUCAACCAACCUUGUUCGGCUUGGUUUUCCUUCGAUGACGGAACCGUCUAAGCCAGGAACAAACAACCCAAAUAUAAUAUCAGACGAUAAAAAGAUUUAGAGCAACUCCAAAAGCCCCUCUGAUGAUCACAAGCAAAACCUCUGCCUAAACAGUAACUAAACUCAACGAAAAGAGAGAGGGAGAUGACUUUGCAGUUGCAGUCAUCCCAAAAAGGGACUGUGAUAGUGGCUGUCGAUGCAAAUAGGACUACAGGAAGCGUGGAAGCCGUCGAAUGGGCUCUCAAGUAUGUCGUUAAACCUGGUGACGUCUUACUUAUUUUAGGAGUUUUCACUGAUCACCCUGCCAAGAAGAACUCUUGCUUUCCGGUUAAGUUGCUCAUGGGUCUCGGCGCCGUCUCUGGAAUAUAUGAGGCCUUAGAAUUCGUUGAUCACGAAGAAGUGGAUCCUGUCGAGCUUGAAGAAGAAUUUGAGCGAAAAAGAAAAGAAUACCGGAGUAUCCUUCAGCCUUUAUAUCGUCAGUGCUCAAAGAAUGAGGUGAGUUUGCUGCUUAAACUUGCAGCUGGGUUUUGUCCAGCGAGACUGGCAAUCAAGGAAUCACAGAACCUUAUUACACGUUGGAUCAUAUUAGACAGUCACUUUAAGAAGUCGAAAGUUUAUCUACGAGGACAUGUAACGUGCAAUAUUGCAGUAGUAAAGGAAAAAGGUUAUGCUAGCUUGAUGCUAUCGAAUGACUCAGUAACUCCUGAAGAGCAUCCUGGGGAAAAGAACAGUAAGGGUUUCAGUGCUUACGAGUUAAGAAAUAAAUCUGCACCCGCGCCAUAUCCUCACUAUCCUUGUUUCUAUCCUCUGUCUUGGAGAAGUGGUUUUCCUCGAGUGUUUUCUUACAACGAACUUGAAGUGAUAACGAACGGCUUUGCUGAUGAUAACAUUAAAGCAGUCGUGGAUGGCAUGGCAGUUCAUCAGGGAAUAUUACAAGAUACACCUGUUUUAGUGAAGUCUUUACAGAUAACAAACAAAGGUUUCCAGACAAUCCUAGAGAUCCUUUCCCAGGUGCGCCACCGCAACAUCAUGAACCUUGUUGGGUACUGCAGUACAGGCGUUUCUGCAUUUUUGCUUUUCGACUUCCCUUGUUUGGGUACCGUUCAAAUGAACUUGCAAUGUGAUGAGUUGGCUGAGAAAUUGGAGUGGGGAACAAGGUGGUCUAUCGCUCUAGAAGUAGGCAGAAGCUUACGCUAUCUCCAUGAGGAGUGUAUUGAUGGACCAAUUGUUCACAAAAAUGUUCGUGCUUCCAGCGUUGCUCUAUCUUAUGGUUACUCCGCAAUGCUCUGCAACUUUGUACAUGCUGAGUGGCUUAAUGGUAUUUUCUCCCCGACUAAAGCUUUGAUAUACAAAUACGACGAGAGCCAUUUUGGCGACGUAUAUGAUUAUGGGAAAUUCCUACUGGAGCUUAUUACUGGAAAGUGUGUAAGUCCCGUGCACGACCAAGGGAAGGACCCCAUGAUCGAAUGGGCACUGCCACUUCUAGAAAAUGGUGAGUCCGGUAAACUGAUGGAUUGCAGAUUGACGGAAUCUGCUGGUGAUGCUACGAUGGUCCGGCAUAUGGCUCACGCUGCGCUGCGCUGCCUAAAAGUUGAUUCAGAUCACAAACUGUCUACAAGUGAGGCCUUAGCCAUUGUUCGAGGUGAUGAACUUGCGAUUUUCAACAACUGAAAAAUGAAAUAAGUGAGAUUAAGAAUUUGUCUUGUCCGAAGUUAGACAAUGCGUCUAUGAUGUAUGAUAACAUGGCUAAUUAAACGCUUUCUACUAAUUGCUUAGCUAGCAACUUGUAAUGAUCUUUUAAAUAAUGGCACUGUUCUUCAAUAUUUGUUUUUAACUGCUUCUUUUUUA
Molecule: messenger RNA, 2113 nt
Organism: Pyrus x bretschneideri (Chinese white pear)
Lineage: Eukaryota; Viridiplantae; Streptophyta; Magnoliopsida; Rosales; Rosaceae
Product: proline-rich receptor-like protein kinase PERK5
Exons: 9
Coding region: 410-1936 (508 amino acids)
Biological process (GO): protein phosphorylation
Cellular component (GO): plasma membrane
Molecular function (GO): protein kinase activity; ATP binding
Source: RefSeq, a predicted model, not a curated record